Molecule: messenger RNA, 1751 nt
Organism: Alnus glutinosa
Lineage: Eukaryota; Viridiplantae; Streptophyta; Magnoliopsida; Fagales; Betulaceae
Product: transcription factor ABORTED MICROSPORES
Exons: 8
Coding region: 6-1751 (581 amino acids)
Biological process (GO): regulation of DNA-templated transcription
Cellular component (GO): nucleus
Molecular function (GO): DNA-binding transcription factor activity; protein dimerization activity; sequence-specific DNA binding
Source: RefSeq, a predicted model, not a curated record
GAAACAUGAGCUUCAUCAUGCAAAACUUAAUGGAGAGGCUAAGACCCCUUGUUGGUUUGAAAGGUUGGGAUAUCUGUGUUCUGUGGAAAUUGAGUGAAGACCAAAGGUUUAUUGAGUGGAUUGACUGCUGUUGUGCUGGGAGUACUGAAAACACCCAAAAUGCUGGAGAACUUCUUUUUCCUGUUUCUUCUGUCAGUCCUUGCAGGGAUACCAUGUUUCAGCAUCCAAGAACCAAAUCUUGUGACCUUCUAGCUCAACUGCCUUGUUCCAUACCCCUUGAUUCUGGAAUUUAUGCACAGACCUUGAUAACACACCAACCCAGUUGGUUAAACUUCUCAAGUAUUACAACAGAACCAAGUGUUCUACAGGAAACUGUUGGCACUAGGGUUUUGAUUCCACUGGCAGGAGGAGUUAUUGAGCUGUUUGCUACAAAACACGUUGCUGAAGAUCAGCAUGUCGUUGAUCUUAUCACAGCUGAAUGCAACAUUUCAAUGGAUCAGGAGGCCCUCAUCAACUCAAGCAACAUGGACACAAGCUUCAGUACUGUUGGUGUAAAUGAUCAUCAAAAGGAUCCCAAUAACCAUUUCCAGCUACCAGUUUCACCCGCGACACCAUUAGAAAAUCUGAAUCUACCAUACGACAUCUCUGUUGACAGAAUUCGCUUAUGUGAUUCUCCAAUGAACUUCCUUCACCAAUUUAAUUACACUUCUGAAGACAGAACUAAGAACGACAUGUAUUAUGAAGGAUCAAACAAUUCAUUCAUUUCUGACAAACCAAUCAACCCAUUUAAAUCUUCCACUGAUCAGAAUCAUGAGCACCCAAAUCAGAUGGAUAUGCAGUUUAUGGAGCCAUUGUUAAACAAGGAGCAGCCGGUCGGAAAUGAUAAGGAUUCAAUCAAGCACGAGACGGGAAGAACAGGUUCAAUAUCCGAUUGCAGUGAUCAGUUUGACGAUGAGGAUGAUGCAAAGUAUAGGCGAAGGACUGGAAAGGGGCCUCAAUCGAAAAACCUUGUUGCUGAAAGGAGGAGAAGAAAGAAGCUUAAUGAUAGGCUCUAUGCCCUUCGGUCUUUGGUUCCUAUUAUUUCUAAGCUGGAUAGGGCUUCUAUCCUAGGGGAUGCAAUUGAAUUUGUGAAGGAGUUGCAGAAGCAAGCCAAAGAACUCCAAGAUGAGCUUGAAGAGCAUUCAGAUGAUGAAGGAGGCAGAAACACAUUUAGUAGUGGCAACCACCAUCAUGUCCAACCCGAAAUUCUAAACCAAAAUGGUGAACAUGAUAAAGCUCCAAAUGGAAUUCAUGGGGGAGGCAAUGGCAUUGUCUCGAAACAAAAUCAGGAGUCAGAAAGUACUAAUGACAAGACACAGCAGAUGGAGGUGCAAGUGGAAGUGGCUCAGAUAGAUGGGAAUGAGUUCUUUGUGAAGGUAUUCUGCGAGCACAAGCCUGGCGGAUUUGUGAGAUUAAUGGAGGCAUUGAACUCUCUGGGACUGGAAGUAACAAAUGUAAAUGUGACAAGCUUCAGAGGCCUUGUGUCUAAUGUUUUCAAGGUGGAGAAAAGGGACAGUGAAGUAGUUCAAGCUGAUCAUGUGAGGGACUCCUUGCUUGAGCUAACGCGAAACCCAUCCAGAGGGUGGCCGCCAGAGAUGGCGAAAGCAACAGAGAAUUGCAGCAGCACCGAGUAUCAUCAUAACCAUCACCAACUCAUGCACAACCACUGUGCUAGUUCCUACCACCACCACUUACACCAUCUUCAUAACUAA